Messenger RNA from Tribolium madens (black flour beetle), 1004 nucleotides. RefSeq names its product ferritin heavy polypeptide-like 17 (gene Fer2LCH). NCBI's taxonomy places the organism in Eukaryota, Metazoa, Arthropoda, Insecta, Coleoptera, Tenebrionidae. Gene Ontology annotation, molecular function: ferric iron binding; ferrous iron binding. Gene Ontology annotation, biological process: intracellular iron ion homeostasis; iron ion transport. Gene Ontology annotation, cellular component: cytoplasm. The record is from RefSeq and is a predicted model, not a curated record. The coding region runs from base 161 to 844 and encodes 227 amino acids. The transcript has 3 exons.
CAUUCUUCGCUUUUGGGGCCUGUCAGCGGUGCGCAGUGCUUUAUUGCGUUUGUCAUUUAGGUUCAAAAUCGUUGGGGAAGUGCGCAGUUAAAGGACAAAGUGCUGUUUUUGUGUGUGAUUUUCUGUUAUUCGUGAUUACGCUGGCGAGAUACCAGGGAUCAUGAAGGUGUUCGCAGUUCUUGUUGCUUUCUUCGUUGCUGUUGCUACGGCACACGAAUCCUGCUACUCACAAGUCGAUCAGGCAUGUUCCAAGAUUAAUAGCAAACCUGGUUUGGACCAAGAGCUUAUACCAUGCAACGCCACUUACGGCCACAUAAACAUCGUAACAAAGGACCUCAUCAACUUCGCUAAUACCCACAUUGUGCGCUCAUUUGAAUAUCUUUUGAUGGCGACUCAUUACGGCAAUUAUCAGAUGAACAGAGCUGGUUUCGAGAAACUCUUCCGCGAAUUGUCCGAUUCCAAAUGGCACGAAGCUAUCGAACUCAUUGAACAAAUAACCACUCGUGGUGGAGUAAUGGAAUUCGUGCCGCCGAAAGCAUUGAAUGGAAUUGAGAAAACUAAUAAUGUUUACCAAUUGUACGAAAUUCAAAGUGUCGCCAAAGCUUUAGAUAUGGAAAAACAAUUAGCACUUGAAGCUUUCAACAUCCACAAAGAGGCGAGUGGAAGGAGUGAGGGUAAACACGAUCCUGAAAUUUCUUCGUACAUCGAAAAAGAAUUCGUGCACGAUCAUGCCAAGACUAUCCGAAAACUAGCAGGAUAUGUUACCGAUUUGAAAUCGAUUCUUAGCGGACCUGAUGGGUCUUUGGGAUUGUUCCUGUUUGAUGAAUAUCUUCAAAAACAGUAAUUUCCGUUUUGAUUUUGUGUAGAAAGCAAGUUAAUUCAUUUUUAUUAAUAAUGUGUUUAUAUAGACCCAAUCAUUGUGAUAGGAAUCAACAUUUUUUAUUGUAAACUAUGUUACUUAUGAGUAAAUAUUACUAUUUCCAAAUAAAUUUUUGUUAAUUUUG